AUGGGAUUCUUACUGUCAUGCAGACAAGCCUACACUGAAGCUAUACAUGUCCUGUACUCCUCCAACGUGAUCUGCAUUCAUAGCAAGCCGCUUCUUCUUCACCUACCCAAACUUAUGCCCUCAGAGCGCCUUGCAUCUAUUGUAUCGCUCGAGAUAAUGCUGGAACCGGAGUGGAUAGUCAAGGAAGAUGACAUGUUACUACAUGACUUCGAUAAAGUCAAGCCGGUCCUCGACAACAUUGCUCAACAUUGUCACCAACUACGAAGUCUCUGCAUUUCCAUAUUCGUCGGCAGCCAGCAAGACAUUAUUAUCGAUGGUCCGGCCCUGCCCAUGAUUGACGACUUCUAUCGCGCCAUGCACGCACAGCUGCGCGACAUGAGAGUGGAGGUGCCCUUUCGCACUUACCGCGCGUGUACGGUGACGCCAUGCAGCAACUCCCAUCCUCUCGAAGUGCCUGACAAUCAAACAUUAUCGAAAUCAAUAUGGAGGGCACUGGAUGGCGAGGAGGCUACUAAUCAGUUCCGAAGCCUGACAAACUUUCCGAAGCCGCCACUAAGACUACCGAUAGCACACGACGUGGACGAGCGAUCAUUGAGCGCAGGUUACUGGUUGACUGAUGGUGAUAUGGCCUACAAAAUCAUGGCAGGAGGGUACCUGUAA
Molecule: messenger RNA, 660 nt
Organism: Verticillium alfalfae VaMs.102
Lineage: Eukaryota; Fungi; Ascomycota; Sordariomycetes; Glomerellales; Plectosphaerellaceae
Exons: 2
Coding region: 1-660 (219 amino acids)
Source: RefSeq, a predicted model, not a curated record